GCCGUAAACUUUGUUGUCAUUCUACCGCCCGCGGUCGGGGUAUGCGCACGCACGUUGCCGCAUUCGCUCGUUUCCAGCAAAUCCAUAAUUAUUCUGUAAACAUUGACGAUACUCUUCAGACAUUCAACAAGCUUCUUCAAAGUUUCUUAAGCAGCGGGCCAAUUUUGCCGACAAGUUUUGUAUAGAAUUUUAAACAUGCUCCAUGAGUUGACAUCUAUUUAACGGACUGUUUCUAAUAAAUGCGGUUGUUUUACGAGAGUCGUGCGGGUUUCGUGAAUGUGCAGUGCGAUCAUAAAAAAGUUGUGAGUUUUAUGUGAACGGAUUAAGAUUUAGAACGGCCUUCAACUGAUGUAAAUUUUUACGAACGUUAAAUUGUGAUAUCGAAAAUAUCGGUGUGAGCGGUCGUGCCUACGCGAUGAAAUGGGAUUACGGAAUUUGGAUUGUGUAAACCGUUUCACCGUUUGGGAAGCAGCAGAAGUUUUUAUUUUUGACGUAACCCGUGUUAAUCUUGUCCUUGACUAGAAAUAAACCUACACAUGCGUGGACGAGUAAUAUUUAAUAUUACAAGAUGAUGUGGCCUUCGUCUCAAGCUAGUAAAAUUCUAUCAGUUUUACUCUUACUAGUCGUCGUUUACUGUCUUUUUAUGGACGCGCUUCUGUACUUACGGAUACAAAAAUAUGGGUUGGACCAGUUUGAACAAUUUGAAAAUGCUACUCAAGACUCCUCGACAUCGAAGAGUAUUUUUAGGAAUUAUGAAGACGAAGUCUGGAUCCCAUGUAGUAUUAAUCCCUUAUGUCACCCGACCGUGAAGGCCCUCAUGGUCGAUCACAUAAAUCACUACAUUUAUGGACCGCUGUGCUCGAUUCUGGACAUAGCUUUAGGAAUAUCUGAUAGACUCAUAUUUUUGACACCGAACAUGAUAUCUUUCACCCAUGUUGUUAUCUCUAUCAUUGGAGCCAACCUUUUAACUUGUCAAAAUUUAGCUGCUCGGCGUAUGGGAAUAAUAUUGUUUCAAAUAAGAAUGUUUUUAGAUGACCUCGACGGUCACGUGGCUAGGGAAAGAAAGCACAUUAAAGGGGAGAGAUCGGAAGUCGGGACAUUGGGGUAUUGGGUCGACGGUAUUUGUGAUUUAUUAGGGGUAAUAUGUAUGAUGGUGGGGAUCAUGUUGUAUCUUAAGAACAAUCCCCCGAGACGUGGCUACAAAGGCACUCCAGUGAGCACUUUACCUUAUCAUCAAUUAAAGGAAAUUAACUCGUGUGAAGAUAUCGAGAAAGAUCACACGACUGAUAUAGGAAUUUCAUACAAAACUAAAGUGUCCUUCCAGAGAAUUGUUCAGGUGAUGGGUCUAUUUUCCGGGCAGAUGCUCUUGUCUUCCCUAGCUUGGAAUAGAUACAUUGAUUUAUAUCAAAAUCUCUUGGAAAAUUGUUUAGAAUACGAUAUCGUUAGGCGAAUAACAGCCUUCAAAUCUACAAAGUUCUAUGUGGCGACGGGUAUGUGGCGGAUUGUCAACCCGCACAGUUAUCUUCAUUUGCUCUCAUUAGCAGUGUUUUGUGAUAAAACGUGGGGUUUCUUGAAAGCUGUCCACUACAGUGGUUACAUUGGUUUAGUUAUUGCUGCUGCGGCUUCAGAGCAUUUUGUCGAAAAUAUAAGAUAUUUUGUCGUUAAUGGGUUAGAUGUAUGAGAAAAAAAUAGGAAAAAAUAGUAACUAUUCAAGCGAACGUCCACGUGAGAAUAUCCGUCACUCGAUAAGGAUAAUUAGGAGCGUUGAUAGUUAACUAAUAUUUUUAUAUUAAUGUGUUGAAAAGCCACUUUAAUGACCUUGACAAGUUUAAUUCGGGUUAUAAUUAUAACAGUUUACCUCAAAUGUUUAACGCGAUUAAAAAUCAAUCAUUGAAUUUUUUUUGUUAUAGUUUGGCUUCAAAUCUGUAAUAUUUAUUACCUAAUGUUAUACCUGUAAUAUUUAGUACCUGAGCAGAAGUUGAAUUGUGACAAGUUAAAAGUUAUUUUAAAAAUGUGUCAUCAUCUCUAAGCGGAAUUAUAUUUUACCUAUGAAAAUUUACGUUCAAUUAUGUACUAUAUAUCACGUUUAAUUAUGUACUAUGUACUUUUAUAUACUUGAUGGCUUUCAUUCACCCGUACACCUUUUUUCUUCUCAUUUCGUGGAGGUAAUUAAAAAAAAAACGUUCCAGCGGCUAUUUUUAUCGCACUCUGUUUAUUUCGCGAAAUGCCUGUUUGAUCUUGUUUCAAAAAAGCUGUUUUAGCAAUAUUACUGAUUAGCUUUUUGUCAUCGCAUGUUAAAAACUCUUUCAUAAGGUGAAUAUUGUGAUAUUGUGAAGUAGGAAUCCAUUGUGCCAAAACAAUGGGAAGUUUACUACGCUAGAAUGUUGACUGAUUUUUGUAGAGGUAUCAGGUUUUUAUAUCCCGGUAUCCAAAACCGACUACCUGGCCUUAAUAAUGUGAGACAUAUAUUAUUAGUUUAGUUGUCCAAACAUAAUGAUUCCUUUAAAACAUCAGAGUUAAUGUACUAAUUUUAGAAUGUAAAACUAUUUUCAUAUUCAGAUUACACUUAGCUUAGCUGGUCCAAUAAAAAUUGCCACUCGAUGAGGUAAAUCUUUGGCUGGCCUCGAUAAAGAUACCCUAUUGAUAAGGGAUGUUAGCUAUAUGUGAGUUAAAGUUUUCCACAUUGUGAUCUAUCUACCAAACAUGUACUUUCUUACACACUAUAUUUGUUACCAUUAUUUCUAAGAUAGCCCGAUUUUCAUAUUUAAAUUACGCUGUUAAUUAUACAUAAUUCAAAUAGAUCUAUAACAUAAUAUGUAAGAAUCAAUAAUCUUUGAAUAUAUAUUGUUAACAUAGAAUAUAUGUGUACAUAUAAUCCUGACAAUAAGAUUUUAAUAAUUAUACUUUGUUGUUUUGUAAUAUAUUCGUGUUAGGUUUAAAGAAAUUUAUUCUCAUUAAAAACAAAAACAUACGCUUCACUUAAAUGACAAAUAAAAUAAUAUUAAAUAGAUAAAAACGUGUCAUAUUCCAUAUAUUUAUAAUGUUUGAAUUGAUUAAAUAUGACCUGAAGGUCUUCUUCUAGUAAUUUGUGUAAAAUUAAUAUUUUUGAUCUCUGUCAAAUUCAAUUCCAUCACCCAUAAUUUAAUUAAAAUGUUCAUUACAUUAUUAAUUUAUUGAGAUAAAAGUUUUUCUAAAAGAGCAUUAUAUACCGUCCGUCCAAAGUUCAUGUUUAGAAAAAUUAAGUUUUUCACAGACGAUUAAAUUUGAAAAAAAAAAUCUUCAAUUUUCACGUAAUUGUUUUUCGUGUUUCUUUUCUAUAAAAUAUUGAAGUUUUUAAUUUUUAUCAUAAACGUGCAAACGUGUUUAAUGAUAAGAGAUAUAUUGUGUCUGAUCAUAUCAUUACGAAAGUUAAUUUAACAUAAUAUCGAUUGCACAUGAAUGAAGCUGCACGAAACACCACAUUUAAUAAUACACACACACACAUACAAAUUGAUUUUGACAAUCAGUGAUAAUGUUGUGGGGCACGCGAAAUGCGAAACAGUUUUAAAGUCACAUCGUAAAAUUGUAUUAAUUUCUGCGUGUAAUGGAUAAUUUGGAGUGUAUUUUAAGUGUUAUGAAUAAUAAAGCGUUAUCUGUGAUUUAUUUGUAAUAUCGAUUUUUGAGAUGCAGUUCAAUCACAAUAAUGACAUUUAGCGUUUCAGAAAUCGAACUCGUUCACACUGCUAGCGUUUAUUACAUUUUGUGAAUAAGAGAAUUAAAAUAGUAAUUUCAUUGAAAUGUACUGUUUUAAAAAUACCUUUGGUUAAUUUUAAAUAAAGAGGGAUUUAUUAUUUUUAAGGCGAGUGUUAUCAAAUGGUAAUUAUAAGAUAAAUAAAAAUAUUUUUAAUUUA
This is a messenger RNA of Pieris napi, 3890 nucleotides long. It is a transcript of the gene Cpes, whose product is annotated as ceramide phosphoethanolamine synthase. Gene Ontology annotation, biological process: phospholipid biosynthetic process. The transcript has a single exon. Gene Ontology annotation, molecular function: phosphotransferase activity, for other substituted phosphate groups. Gene Ontology annotation, cellular component: membrane. Bases 569 to 1681 code for a protein of 370 amino acids. The record is from RefSeq and is a predicted model, not a curated record. Lineage: Eukaryota; Metazoa; Arthropoda; Insecta; Lepidoptera; Pieridae.